Messenger RNA from Penicillium longicatenatum, 279 nucleotides. RefSeq lists its product as uncharacterized. The record is from RefSeq and is a predicted model, not a curated record. The transcript has 2 exons. Bases 1 to 279 code for a protein of 92 amino acids. Lineage: Eukaryota; Fungi; Ascomycota; Eurotiomycetes; Eurotiales; Aspergillaceae.
AUGGACGACUGGAUCUAUAAGGUUCUAGAUAAGAUGGGGUUCAUCUAUACCUUCACGGUCCUAUAUUCCCUAGAGAUGAACGGUCUAGGUAAAUGUUCUAGAGGAGUGCUCACGCUUCGAGCUCGAGCGCUUAUUAAAGAAGGUAAGUUACUGGAUAAGCUCUGGCCUAAAGCCAUCGCGAUAGUGUUCGUCGAUAAAUUAGAGCUGCCGAAGACGUUAUUAGCGAAUGUGUGUCUAUAUGGAUCUCUUAUAUAUUAUUGGAAUCCGACCAUUCCAUGA